Abrus precatorius (Indian licorice) is the source of this 825-nucleotide messenger RNA. RefSeq lists its product as uncharacterized. Lineage: Eukaryota; Viridiplantae; Streptophyta; Magnoliopsida; Fabales; Fabaceae. The transcript is spliced from 3 exons. Gene Ontology annotation, molecular function: nucleic acid binding. The coding region runs from base 1 to 825 and encodes 274 amino acids. The record is from RefSeq and is a predicted model, not a curated record.
AUGGACAUAGAAAAUAUGCCUCACAAUUGGAUGACCCCCAUCAUCCAAUACCUUACCAACAACAGCCUGCCAAAUAAUCCAGACUCAGCUAAGAAGAUAAGAAUUCAUGUAGCCAAAUACCUCCUCCUCGGCAAAGACUUGUAUAGAAGAGGGGUUUCAACACCUAUGCUUAAAUGUCUUGACGAUGACCAGACUAGUUACGUAAUGAGGGAAAUUUACGAAGGUGUAUGUGGAACCCAUUUGGGCGAACGAACCAUGGCAGCAAAAAUACUCAGAGCUGGGUACUAUUGGCCGACACUCGCCCAAGAUUGCCACACGUUUGUAAAGAAAUGCAUCCCUUGUCAACAACAUGGUCCUCACCUGCGCCAACAUGCCAACAUCCUCCACCCUAUUAGCUCUCCCUGGCCCUUUGCUAUUUGGAGUAUGGACCUCAGUCCUUUUUCCUUAGUAAAAGGACAGUAUCGACGAUUCAACGAAUUUUUAGAAGGGCUUCACAUAAAACACAGGGUCACGUCCGUCGAGCAUCCCCAAACCAAUGGCCAAGCCGAGGUUGCAAACAAAGUCAUCUUAUGCGAAUUAAAAAGAAGAUUGGGGUCGGCAAAAGGGGAAUGGGCAGAGAAGCUACCUGAGAUUGGAGAACCAUCUUUUCGAAGGGAGAACUUUGAGGAAUCGGCCAAUGGCUACUCCCUAGCUGUCAACUUAGACUUGCUAGAUGAAGUGCGCGGCCAAGCGGCAAUAAUGACCGAAGCUAGCAGAAGAAUGAUGGCUAGGAAGUUUAAUUCUAAAAUCAACCCAAGACAAUUUUAUGAGAAUGACUUGGUAUGA